Molecule: messenger RNA, 9637 nt
Organism: Cololabis saira (Pacific saury)
Lineage: Eukaryota; Metazoa; Chordata; Actinopteri; Beloniformes; Belonidae
Gene: scn8ab
Product: sodium channel, voltage gated, type VIII, alpha subunit b
Exons: 28
Coding region: 208-6159 (1983 amino acids)
Biological process (GO): membrane depolarization during action potential; neuronal action potential; sodium ion transmembrane transport
Cellular component (GO): plasma membrane; voltage-gated sodium channel complex; axon
Molecular function (GO): protein binding; voltage-gated sodium channel activity
Source: RefSeq, a predicted model, not a curated record
UUUGAAUCACCUUGACGGAUCAAUUGAUGUAACAUUGGUGGAAGGAGACUUGGAGGUUACGCCAAGGCUGGGUUUCUUAAAUCGGACGUUGUUCCCCCUCUUUUCUCGAGGAUGGCUCUGGAUCUCCUCUGACUCCUUUAUGUAUUUUCAGAGCUGGAUGUUGUGGAUGGGAAACAAAUAAAAAGGAAAUAGCUGCAGGAUGAAAACAUGGCCGCACCCCUUAUGGCACCCCCAGGACCUGACAGCUUCAAGAAAUUCACCCCAGAGUCACUUGCUAACAUCGAGAAGCGCAUCCAGGAAGAGAAAAACAAGAAGCCACCCAAGCCCAGAUCGGACAGUAGUCACCGCGACACAUCUGACGACAAUGAGCCCCACCCCAACCGUGACCUGGAGGCUGGGAAGAGCCUGCCCUUCAUCUAUGGCGAUCUUCCUUCUGGAAUGGCCGCCACACCAUUGGAGGACCUGGACCCAUACUAUCUGAACAAGAAAACAUUUAUAGUCAUAAACAAAGGAAAAACAAUCUUCCGGUUCAGCGCCACGCCCUCCAUGUACAUUAUAAGCCCUUUUAAUCUAUUUAGGCGAAUAGCUAUUAAGAUUUUGAUACAUUCAUUAUUUAGCAUGAUCAUCAUGUGUACCAUUUUGACCAACUGUAUAUUCAUGACAUUUAGUGACCCCCCGGAGUGGUCCAAACAAGUAGAGUAUACCUUCACCGGUAUCUAUACAUUUGAGUCACUCACAAAAAUUAUUGCCCGAGGUUUCGCCAUCGAUGGAUUCACAUUUCUUAGAGACCCAUGGAACUGGCUGGACUUCAUGGUCAUUUCGAUGGCGUAUAUAACAGAGUUUGUAAACCUAGGCAAUGUGUCAGCUCUACGUACGUUCAGGGUUCUGAGGGCUUUGAAAACUAUUUCAGUUAUCCCAGGGCUGAAGACCAUUGUGGGUGCUCUGAUUCAGUCUGUGAAGAAACUGUCGGAUGUGAUGAUACUGACGGUGUUCUGCCUCAGCGUCUUUGCUCUGAUCGGACUGCAGCUCUUCAUGGGGAACCUCCGGAAUAAGUGUGUAUUCUGGCCGGUCAACCAGACUGGUAAUGUGCAGCUGGAAAAUGGCAGCUGGUUUUUUGACUGGCACACUUUCAUCAUGAAUGACUCAAACUUCUACUUCCUCCCUAAUCAACUGGAUGCUCUACUAUGUGGAAAUAGUUCUGACUCAGGUCGAUGUCCAGAGGGCUUUACGUGCAUGAAAGCUGGAAGGAACCCCAACUAUGGUUACACCAGCUUUGACAGCUUUGGCUGGGCUUUCCUUACUCUCUUUCGCCUGAUGACACAGGACUUCUGGGAAAAUCUCUACAUGCUGACUCUUCGAGCUGCAGGCAAGACCUACAUGGUCUUCUUCGUCCUGGUCAUCUUUGUGGGCUCCUUCUACCUGGUGAAUCUGAUCUUGGCUGUGGUGGCCAUGGCUUACGAGGAACAGAACCAGGCCACCAUUGAGGAAGCGGAACAAAAGGAAGCUGAAUUCAAGGCUAUGUUGGAACAGCUUAAAAAGCAACAGGAGGAGACACAGGCUGCUGCCAUGGUGACAUCAGCAUGCACAGUGUCAGAGGCUGCCCUAGAGGAUGAAGGUGGGGGUGCCUUGUCCCGCAGUUCUUCCGAGGUCUCCAAGCUCAGCUCCAAGAGUGCCAAAGAGCGUCGCAACCGUAAGAAGAAAUCGCGCCAGAAAGAGCAGGAGAAAGAGAAAGGAGAUAGCGAGAAAGUAGUUAAAUCAGAGUCAGACGAUGGCAGCAAGAAAAGCACAAUUCGUUUCCCCGGAAGUCGACUUGGCAGGAAGACAUCCAUCAUGAACCAGUCGCUCCUCAGCAUCCCAGGCUCACCCUUCAUGUCGCGGCACAACAGCCGCAGCAGCAUCUUCAGCUUUAAAGGCCGCUCCAAGGACAUGGGCUCAGAGAACGAAUUUGCAGAUGACGAGCACAGUACGGUAGAGGAGACUGAAGACCGUAGAGGCUCCCUAUUUAUACCUUACCGUCGCAACAGCUACAGUGGCUACAGCCAAGGCUCUUCACGGAUCCAUCCGCUGGGACCCCACCCUGGAGGGAAAAGGAACAGCACGGUGGACUGCAAUGGCGUGGUGUCUCUCAUCGACCCUGGGCCUGGCAGACGGCUUCUGCCUGAGGUGAAAAUAGAUAAGGCAGCCACUGAUGACAGUACGACAGACCUGGAGAUUAAGAAGAAACACUCUGGCUCUCUCAUGGUAUCUGUUGAUCAGCUCAACUCCUCUUUCAAAGACAAGGAACAUGCCAACAGUCAAAUGAGCGUAGUCACCAACACACUGCUAGAGGAGUUAGAGGAGUCUCAAAGGAAGUGUCCUCCCUGCUGGUACAAGUUCGCAAACACCUUCCUCAUCUGGGAAUGCUUUCCCUUUUGGCUAAAGAUAAAGCACAUACUCUACGUGAUUGUCAUGGACCCAUUUGUUGACCUGGCCAUCACCAUCUGUAUUGUGCUCAACACCCUUUUCAUGGCCAUGGAGCACUACCCCAUGACCCCACAUUUUGAGGAAGUCCUCUCCGUUGGCAACCUGGUUUUUACUGGCAUCUUUGCUGGGGAGAUGUUUGCCAAGAUUAUCGCCAUGGAUCCCUACUACUAUUUUCAGGGAGGCUGGAACUGCUUUGAUGGUUUCAUUGUGACGCUGAGUUUGGUUGAGCUGGGGCUGGCUGAUGUAGAAGGUCUUUCAGUGCUCAGGUCCUUCCGAUUGCUAAGAGUGUUCAAACUAGCCAAAUCUUGGCCCACCCUCAACAUGUUGAUUAAGAUCAUUGGAAACUCAGUGGGAGCUCUGGGUAAUCUGACCCUGGUGUUGGCCAUCAUUGUCUUCAUCUUUGCCGUGGUGGGCAUGCAGCUGUUUGGCAAAAGCUACAAGGACUGCGUGUGUAAGAUCGCCCCGGACUGUGAGCUGCCGCGCUGGCAUAUGCACGACUUCUUUCACUCCUUUCUGAUUGUGUUCAGAGUGUUGUGUGGGGAGUGGAUCGAGACCAUGUGGGACUGCAUGGAGGUUGCAGGACAGGGCAUGUGCCUAAUUGUCUUCAUGAUGGUUAUGGUCAUUGGAAAUCUGGUGGUAUUGAACCUGUUUCUGGCCUUGCUGCUGAGCUCGUUCAGUGCAGACAACCUCGCUGCUACAGAUGAUGAUGGGGAGCCCAACAACCUCCAGCUUGCCGUCGCCCGCAUUAAGAUAGGGAUCGCCUGGUUCAAGGUUAACAUGCGGAUAUUUGUAGCCACUGUGCUGAAGAAGCAGCCCAUCGAAGAUGAACAGAAACCUCUGGACGAGAUGUAUGAAAAGAAGCUCAACGUUAUUGCAAAUCACACGGUGGACAUCAACCGUGAACUGGACUACCCUAAAAACGGCAAUGGCACCACCAGCGGGAUCGGGAGCAGUGUUGGAAAGUACAUGAUUGACGAGGACUAUAUGUCCUUCAUCCACAACCCCAACCUCACUGUGUGUGUUCCUAUCGCUGUUGGAGAGUCGGACUUUGAAAACCUCAACACAGAAGACUUCAGCAGUGAAUCUGACGUGGAGAACAGCAAAGAUCUGGAUGACACGAGCUCGUCUGAGGGCAGCACAAUAGACAUCAAGCCUGACGUGGAUGAGGUGGCAGUGGUGGAGGUUGUGGAAGAAUAUCUUGACCCAGACGCCUGCUGGACUGAUGAAUGUAUAGCCAAAUACAAGUGCUGUGACGUUCCCAUCACCCACGGCUGGGGAAAAUACUGGUGGUUCCUGAGGAAAACCUGCUACCUGAUAGUAGAGCACAACUGGUUUGAAACCCUCAUCAUCUUUAUGAUCCUGCUCAGCAGUGGAGCCCUGGCCUUCGAGGAUGUGUACAUUGAGCAGAGGAAGACCGUCCGCGUCAUUCUGGAGUAUGCAGACAGGGUUUUCACCUAUAUCUUCAUCCUGGAGAUGCUGCUAAAAUGGGUGGCCUAUGGCUUUGUCAAGUACUUUACUAACGCCUGGUGCUGGUUAGACUUCUUCAUUGUGGAUGUGUCUAUAGUCAGCCUUAUAGCUAAUGCUUUGGGCUUCUCCGAUCUAGGCCCGAUUAAAUCACUCAGGACACUGAGGGCCUUGAGACCCCUCAGGGCCCUGUCACGUUUUGAAGGGAUGAGGGUUGUAGUGAACGCCUUGGUGGGUGCAAUUCCCUCUAUCAUGAAUGUGCUGCUGGUGUGCCUCAUCUUCUGGCUCAUCUUCAGCAUCAUGGGUGUCAACCUGUUUGCUGGAAAGUAUUAUUACUGUUACAAUGAGACAGCAGAGGAGAACUUUUUGACAGAUGAUGUGAACAAUAAAACCGAAUGCUUUGCCCUCAUUAAUGCAAAUUACACUGAAGUCAGAUGGAAAAACGUCAAGAUCAAUUUUGACAAUGUCGGUGCGGGAUAUCUAGCGCUCCUCCAAGUGGCAACGUUUAAAGGAUGGAUGGACAUUAUGUAUGCAGCCAUAGAUUCAAGAAAGGUGGAAGACCAACCCCGCUAUGAGGACAACUUGUACAUGUACAUCUACUUUGUGAUUUUCAUCAUCUUUGGCUCGUUCUUUACCCUAAACCUCUUCAUUGGUGUCAUCAUCGAUAACUUCAAUCAACAGAAGAAAAAGUUUGGAGGUCAGGAUAUCUUCAUGACAGAAGAGCAGAAGAAAUAUUACAAUGCCAUGAAAAAACUAGGCUCAAAGAAACCACAGAAACCAAUACCCAGGCCGCAGAACCAAAUCCAAGGCAUGGUGUUCGACUUUGUGACGCAGCAGGUGUUUGAUAUCUCCAUCAUGAUACUCAUCUGCCUCAACAUGGUCACCAUGAUGGUGGAGACAGACGAUCAGACAGACGAUACAGAGGUUGUGCUUUACUGGGUCAACUUUUUCUUCAUUGUGGUCUUCACUUGCGAGUUUGUGCUGAAGCUCUUUGCUCUGCGUCACUAUUACUUCACCAAUGGCUGGAACAUCUUUGAUGUGGUUGUGGUCAUCCUUUCAAUUGUGGGGAUGUUCCUGGCUGACCUGAUUGAGAAAUACUUUGUUUCACCGACGCUCUUCAGGGUGAUUCGUCUGGCGCGUAUCGGCAGAAUCCUCCGUCUCAUCAAAGGCGCCAAAGGAAUCAGAACUUUGCUGUUUGCCCUCAUGAUGUCACUUCCUGCCUUAUUCAACAUCGGUCUCCUGCUUUUCUUGGUCAUGUUCAUCUUCUCCAUCUUUGGCAUGUCCAACUUUGGUUACGUGAAACACGGGGCUGGAAUUGACGAUAUGUACAAUUUUGAGACUUUCGGCAACAGCAUGAUCAUCCUCUUUAUGAUCACCACGUCAGCUGGUUGGGAUGGCCUGCUCUUGCCCAUCCUUAAUUACCCUCCAGACUGUGACCCUUUACUGGAGAACGCUGGCACCCCCGCCACUGGAGACUGUGGCAACCCAUCUGUGGGCAUCUUCUUCUUUGUUAUGUACAUCAUCAUAUCUUUCCUAAUUGUGGUCAACAUGUAUAUUGCCAUCAUCUUGGAGAACUUCAGCGUGGCCACAGAGGAGAGUGCCGACCCACUGAGUGAGGAUGACUUUGAAACCUUUUAUGAAAUAUGGGAGAAGUUUGAUCCCGAUGCCUGCCAAUUCAUCACCUACGCCAAGCUGUCGGACUUUGCUGAUGCACUUGAACACCCGCUCCGCGUUCCUAAGCCCAACACCAUUGAGCUGAUUGCAAUGGACAUGCCUAUGGUGAGCGGAGACCGCAUCCACUGUCUGGACAUCCUGUUUGCCUUCACCAAGCGCGUGCUGGGUGACAGUGGUGAGUUGGACAUGCUGAGGCAACAAAUGGAGGAGCGUUUUGUAGCGGCCAAUCCGUCCAAGGUCUCCUAUGAGCCAAUUACCACCACACUGAGGCGCAAGCAGGAGGAUGUGUCUGCCAGGAUCAUUCAGAGGGCCUACCGUUCUUACCUGGCCCGGCGUGGUUUCAUCUGUAAGCGCAGACCAGCCAAUAACAAAGUGGAGAACGGCGGUAACAACGAGGAGCAAGAAAAGAAGGAGGGCACUCCCUCAACUGCCUCCCUCCCCUCUUAUGACAGUGUUACCAAACCUGACAAGGAGAAACAAGAUGACAACAAUGAGGGGAAGGGAGGGAGGAAAGAGAAAGGGAGAAACCAAAAAGACAUCAGGGAAUCUAAAUGCUAGGGCAGUGGAUGAAUAAUCACAGUAAUAACAGUAAAAAUUAUAGUAAUAUAACUUAAAGCAAAGCGAGAGGAAACUCACCCACACAGAUGUACAGAUUAUUUCAUUUGCAAGUCAGAAAAAUAGUAUUCAAUAAUUUUGUUUACAGACUUCAUUCCUAUAUCGAGGCAGAGGGAAGCGGCUCGGUGUGUGACAGCUCGAGGACUCUUGAACUUUAGUCAAACCAAACUUAAUUAGCAUACUGUGUGGCAUUGCUGUAUGCAGACUACUCAUCUCAACAAAAGGAAAACAGACAGGCAAAUGUCUGGUGCUUACCCACCACUGGUCUACAGAUAAGACAUGUGACUCUACACCAAGAGGUGGAACGGACAAACGGGAUUCCAGUGCGUGGAUCUGAGUCGUAGAUUCUUUUGGGAGACGGUGGUGUGACAGGAAAACAAUGAUGCUGCUUGAUGUUGGUUAACUGUCCUCUUACAGCAGCCGACGACUGUUUCUGUGUCAUUAAGCACUGCAGUGUCUAGAGGAGCAGAUGACAUGCUCGGUCUAUGAGCGAGCAGAGGGAUGAUAGGUGAGUGAAAGACACAAAUAACAGAGUGAUGAAAGUACUUCUAUUCGUUUAUUAAAGCUAGAAAUUGUUUAUUUGAGCAGCAAAAAUGCAAAAAGAAGAAAAAAUAACAAUAUUCAACAGUUUGCCCAUGUCCCUCAAAUCUUGUACUCAUUUUAUCUUUGUUAUACUCACAUCAAAAUGUUUUUUUUUCUUUUUUUUUCAGUUGUUCUUUCUUUUUUCCCUUUUUACAUGGGCUUUCACACCAAAUUGGAAAAGGGUCUGUUUAUUAUAGGGUCAAUUUGGGCCAAGGGCUUACAUUUACUCAGAAAGAUUUCCAAACAAAUACAUAAAUAAUUGUGCUUGUUCAAUGCAUAGAAAUGACUUGCAUGAUGGCAUGUUUUGAUCAGAAAUCUUGCAUGAAUUAUCAUAGUCCACAAGACACUAAUACUCAAAACCACACCAGUGGCUUGAUGGUAUGAUUGAGAGAUUCACAAAAAUUUGAAAGUUCAGAGUAAUUUAUUCAGCGAAGAUAAGUGAUAUGCGUGUUGAUCAUGAAAACUUUUAGCUCAUCACUUAACUCAUUUCACAUAUUUAAAUGAUUGCCUCUUUAAGCAGAAGAAUGAAACACAUAUUACCACUGCGAUGGGUCAGUGGGGGAAAUGCAAACACUUUCUUUGCUGCUCUGGAGAUUUUCAGUGUGUUUAGGUGGAGAAAAACUACAUCUGUGUGUAUCAAUGGACUGAGAAGUUUGUUCAUUCGGACUGAGAUGUUUUCAAGGGCGCAACACUUUGGAGCUUAAAAGCUUAUGUUUGUAAUAUGUAUGCACCUAUGUAAUGUUUCAUACCAUCUGCCUUUAUUUUCGUGUGAGUGGGCAUUUUGGCAGUCCAACUGUCAGUCUUUUGCGGGGAUUUUAGCAGGUUUGGCAAACUCCUUUCUAUUUCCUGAUGUUUCUCUGUGGGUGGUUAGACCUUUAUGAAAGGGCUAAGAAGAGUUUGGAUUCGUGUUUGUUUUACAGAUUGAUUUAUUUUUCUUUUAACCUGUGUACCUACAUACAAAUGUAAACCUGUUUUUGUUGUGUGUGCCCAACCCCACCACCUCCCGUAAUUGUGAUUUUCUUAUGUUUCCGCAUUGAGCCCAGAGGGAAGUGGUCGUGCUUAGUGGGGUCCUGUAUAAGCGAGAAAUCAUAAAAUGAUGAAUGGGUGACGAGAACAUUGUGUGUGGAGAAGCCAAAGAGAUCUGCCUUGUUAUCCCUUGUUGCCCUUCGUCCACGGAGUGGGACUGGGGGAAAUGUGCCCCGCCCAUUCUGCUUUGUUUUGCUGUCGCUAUUAGACAGAGACCCUAGAAAUGUAUGCAAUGCUUGAAAAAUUCAUCCCUUUUUCUCAGGAGAUAUUAUAGAUGUACUACUAUGAGCUCUAGAAAACAAAAUGCAAGUGAAUGUGAGGGGAGUAUUUAUGAGAUCAUGUUUUACUCUUUUGCUUUUAUUCCAUGCUGGUGGACAAUGAUUUCGGACGACUGUCUUUAUCUGACAGCUGCCCGGUCAGGGGCCAGUUUACUUCCUGCUUAUGAUGCUGAGAACUUUAGGGCUAGUGAAAUAGCAACGUUGGGUCCACUUCUAACGGGCAACAUUUAUAUUGAUGGUGGAUUAUAAUGUUAGCGAAGUAUAUAUGGGCUGAAGUCUGAUCUCGAUUGAUCUCAGUCAACAAAGUCACAAUGUUCACCACAAAAGCAAACACAGAUGCAGGAAAAACUGUGAGGAGAUGUCACAAGAGUGAAGAUGGGUAUGUUGGUUUGAACAGCACACACACACAUACGCACACACACACACACACCCAUGCACACACACACACGUCAUCGAAUACAAAUUAAUUUGUGAAGAACUUCAGAAUUGAAAUUGUUAUUGGUUUUACACCAAUAAGAAGAAGUAAGCAAUACUGAAACAGCUGGGAAGAAGCAUUGAGACAAUAUGGUCAUAAAAUGCACUUAGCAUUGACUUAUAGAAGAAGAACAUCAACACACACACACACACACACACACACACACACACACACACACACACACACACACACACACACACACACACAUAGACAAGUCGAAUGCUUAGUGGAUCGGCCCCAGAUUUCAUUAUUUAACAAAAACAAGUGCUUUGAGCCUCUCAUUUGCCAUUUUAUUCAUAUUGCUAUACUGCUUAACAAAUACCAAAUAGCCAACAGAGCACUGGAUGCAUUCUUAUGGUACUGUGAGCCUAAGCACCACACCAGAGCUUUUGCACUUCCUGUUGUGCAGUGAUGUCACUUUCCUGUUUAUGAGUAACUCCCUCAUCCGUUUUCCAAGUUUCCAAGUUUCCAAGGUCCAGUUGCUGCAUGAGAUCUCCGAAAUCAGUGUGGGUGUUAACUUGAACCAAAUAAAACUCUGAUUGAUAAGCUUAAAAGCUACUGCCGUCCAUUUUCUCCAAGAUCUCCGUGGAUUCAAGAUUUGUCUGACUGGGAAAAAAAGGAAAAAAAAAAGAGAAAAAGAAAAAGAAAAAAAAAAGCUGCACUUUCAUCCAUUUGGUAAAAAAUAAAAUAAAAAAAUAAAUCCAGGCUAUGUUCUAUAGGGCACAAACAGCAAAAGCUAAAGCUAUGACUGGACUUUUUAAGAAACUAUAAAUAAUGUAAUAUAUUAUUUUAACAGCAUGUGUAGUUUUUCUGUAAAUACGGGAUUACCUUAAAAGCUACAGCUAUUUAUCUAACACUUAAUAUUAAUAACCGUAAAUAGAAUGGCUUCCAGCUGACGUCCCUUGUCACACUUGUUAGAAUGUGACGCUUUGUUAGAUGGGAUAGAUUUUUUUUCUUCUUUUGAGUCACUUUUCACAAAAAAAGAGGGGAAAGCAAAAAUAAUCUAUAUUAAAAAGCAGAAAAUUGUAUUUAAAACUGUAUAAAUCAACACGUACUUAUG